AUGUUGCGCGCCAUCGCAGCUCUAUCCUUGGCGCUACCAUGUCUCGCCUUCACGGCGCAGGACAUGCUCUCUGCACCUCGACCUCAAGCGCCGAUCCUGAGUCCGGGAAAGGACCUCGCUCUGAACAUUGUCGAUGAGUGGGACGCGAAGACCGAUCACAUGUCUCGCACUCUGUACCUUCUGAACUUGACAUCCGUCUCCGAACCGACCAAGGUCCUUACUUCAACCCCAGCUCACCUUGCUUCCCCCUUCUGGCUCUCCUCCGACCGCUUCGCCUAUCUCAACUCUACUACUCUCCUCGAUACGGCACUGAACGGUACCUCCAUCGAGAUCCUGACCUUUCCUUUUUCUCCGAGCGACCUACAAUUGCACGAGAAGAGUGAGACGCUCUACUUUACCGCGCAGAUUUGGGAAGGGUCUGGGUUGGAGGAUGUUGAGAGGGGGGACAAGGCGUAUAUGGAAAGGGGAUAUGAGGCAGAGGUAUUCGAUGAGUUGUUUAUCAGGCAUUGGGAUACAUGGCGGAUUCCGGGCAAGGUAUGGACUGUGGGAAGCGUCCACCUGCCUACCAAAAGAUAUCGGGACAUGUUUGGCUCAUCUGCCUUCCAUAAAUUCUAUCAAAAGAUGGAUGCUCCCGCAUACACCCUCUCCGAAACUCACAUGGCCAUCACGGUCAAGCCCGCCCACCUCAACGACGCCCUCCACACCCGGACCGAUAUCUACGUCAUCCCGCUCAUCAACUCGGACGCGAGAUUGAUCACUCCUCAUGCGCACGGAGCGAUCAGCAGUGUCACUUUCGACAAGACAGGCCACAAGAUCGCAUGGUUGGAGAUGGCGGAGGAUGGGUACGAGGCAGACCAGAACAAGGUCCGGUGCCGCUCGAGCAAGAGUGGGAAGUGGGAUGACAUAGUCGACGAGAGGGUAAAGUCGUGGUACAGGAGCCCAACCGUGAUUGAGUUUUCCGAUUCCGUCGGCCUCCUCCUCUUGGCAGAAUGGUACGGCCGUAAUCGCGCUUAUGCCCUUAUCGACCGAUUCUGGGAGGUUCCGUUCGCCAUCAACGGCUCCAUAUCGUCCAUCAAGCAAGUCUCGGAGGAUGCUGUACUCGUCACCGCCAGCUCGUUCGCGUCGCCCGCCAACUCUUGGAUGCUCAACACGACCUCCGGGGACGCGCGGCAGUUGACAGAGUGGACCAAGCCGAUGAGUAAGGUCCAGGCGGGAGAGCUGUGGUUCAAGGGUGCGGAUGGGCGGGACGUUAUGGCUUGGGUGAUGAGGCCGACGAGGGACGUGCAGAGGAAAGACGGCAAGGUGCCGAUGGCUUUCUUGAUCCAUGGCGGUCCCCAAGGCGCAUGGGAGGAUACCUGGAGCACAAGAUGGAACCCUGCUCUUUUUGCUGAGAAGGGAUACUUUGUCGUUGCUGUCAAUCCCACCGGGUCGACCGGAUACGGACAGGACUUCACUGAUAGGAUCCAGUCUGAGUGGGGAGGACGACCUUUCAAGGACCUUUUGGCAGGCUAUCAUGCCGCUCUCAAGACCUUCCCAGAGAUCGACCCAGAACGUACCGCUGCCCUCGGUGCCUCAUACGGCGGGUAUAUGGCCAACUGGAUACAAGGGCAUAAUGACCAGUUCGGAUUUAAGGCUAUCGUAUGCCACGAUGGGAUCUUUGACACUUCUACUUCCUACUAUACGACCGAGGAAGUAUGGUUUCCUAACCAUGAGUUCGGCGGAGAUAUGGUCUCCAGUUCGGCGAUGUACCAGAAAUGGAACCCUAUGAACCACGUCUCGGAGUGGUCGACCCCCGAACUCGUCAUUCACGGUGGCAAAGACUAUCGCCUCGUCGCUUCGCAGGGCAUCGCCGCCUUCACAGCGCUUCAGACGCGAGGGGUGCCCAGUCGGUUCUUGUACUUCCCGAAUGAGAAUCAUUGGGUGUUGAGCCCGAGGAACUCGAUGAAAUGGCAUCAUGAGGUGUUCAGGUGGUUGGCAGAGUGGGUCGGUGUGGAAGGCCCGGAGGGGGUGGAGGAGCGAGUACAGAUUUCUGGGGCGGGACGGCUGAAAGACCAGAGCGGACAGCUGGUCUUGUAG
This is a messenger RNA of Dioszegia hungarica, 2076 nucleotides long. RefSeq names its product putative peptidase. The transcript is spliced from 13 exons. The record is from RefSeq and is a predicted model, not a curated record. Gene Ontology annotation, biological process: proteolysis. NCBI's taxonomy places the organism in Eukaryota, Fungi, Basidiomycota, Tremellomycetes, Tremellales, Bulleribasidiaceae. The coding region runs from base 1 to 2076 and encodes 691 amino acids. Gene Ontology annotation, molecular function: serine-type endopeptidase activity.